Odocoileus virginianus texanus is the source of this 4652-nucleotide messenger RNA. The record is from RefSeq and is a predicted model, not a curated record. Lineage: Eukaryota; Metazoa; Chordata; Mammalia; Artiodactyla; Cervidae.
CCAGAAAGAGGCUUCCAGGUGGGGACCCAGCCCUUGCCUGUGACCUGAUGUGGGGUUUUUCAGGAGCCUCCCUCCCUGUGACAGGCCCUAGUAUUGGACCCUCAGCAGUGUUCUGAGGCCAGAAUGUGAGAAGGAUGCUGUCAGAGAAAGAACAUGGGAAAGCAGCGGUGUACAUCCUGAUGGGGAUUUUCGAUUUGAAAUCACACUCUCACCUCCAGGUUCCAGCAGGAACAGACAGAUGGGAAUGUGACCACAGCAAGUGGGCGGACAACUUCGUGGCCCCAGGCUGUGGAGGGAGCCAGGAACACAGCUUUCAGCACCCCUUCCUCCAGGCAGUGGGCAUGUUCCUGGGAGAGUUCUCCUGCCUGGCUGCCUUCUACCUCCUCCGGUGCAGAGCUGCGCGGCACCCAGACACCAGCACAGAUCCCCAGCAGCCCUUCAACCCUCUCCUUUUCCUGCCCCCAGCCCUCUGCGACAUGACAGGGACCAGCAUCAUGUAUGUGGCCCUGAACAUGACCAGUGCCUCCAGCUUCCAGAUGCUGCGGGGAGCCGUGAUCAUCUUCACAGGCCUGUUCUCGGUGGCCUUCCUGGGACGGAGGCUGGCGCUGAGCCAGUGGCUGGGCAUCCUCGCAACCAUCGCCGGGUUGGUGGUGGUGGGCCUGGCCGACCUCCUGAGCAAGCAUGACAGCCAGCACAAGCUCAGCGAAGUGAUCACAGGGGAUCUGUUGAUCAUCAUGGCCCAGAUCAUUGUCUCCAUCCAGAUGGUGCUGGAGGAGAAGUUUGUCUACAAGCACAACGUGCACCCACUGCGGGCAGUCGGCACAGAGGGCCUCUUUGGCUUCAUGAUCCUCUCCUUGCUGCUGAUACCCAUGUACUACAUCCCCGCCGGCUCCUUCAGCGGAAACCCUCGAGGUACCCUGGAGGACGCGCUGGACGCCUUCUGCCAGGUGGGCCGACAGCCGCUCAUCGCACUGGCGCUGCUGGGCAACAUCAGCAGCAUCGCCUUCUUCAACUUCGCGGGCAUCAGCGUCACCAAGGAGCUGAGCGCCACCACCCGCAUGGUGCUCGACAGCCUGCGCACCGUUGUCAUCUGGGCGCUGAGCCUGGCGCUGGGCUGGGAGGCCUUCCACCCGCUGCAGAUCCUUGGCUUCCUCAUCCUCCUGGCGGGCACCGCCCUCUACAAUGGGCUGCACCGCCCACUGCUGGCCCACCUGUCCAGGGGCCGGCCCCCGGCCGAGGAAGGCGAGCGUGAGAGGCUGCUGGGGGGCUCUCGGACUGCCAUCAACAAUGCCAGCUGAGCCUCCUGCGGGACUUCUGCCGCCACCUGGACGCUCCUUGUUCACCCUGAGGCUGAGGCCAUGUGGGCUGGUGAACCUCAAAUGCUCUGUCCCCGAGGCCUCACCCCGCCCCCUCCCCACCGACCCCCACCCAGGGCAGCCACUGCCACAACAUCCAGGUCUUCCUUUGUCACCACCCGUGCAAAGAGGUGUUACCCAGCCCCCUCUGAGGUUCAAGUGCCAUGCCCAACCCCUGCCAGGCUUCCCCAGCCCCCCAGCCCCCUGGAAUACUAGAGCUAAAUCAUGGGGUAGAAUUGAAGCAGCCCUAGGGCUUCCUCUUAAGUCAUAGGCUAAAUGUGGUUCUCCCAGGAAGAGAGGUCAGUGAGCAAAUUCUAACAGAACUAAGCACCCGUUUUCUAAAACUUGUAAGAUAUCCCUAACUCUUUCUGGAGACUGAGGUUUCAGCUGGGGCCUUGCUUCAAACGCUGUGUGCUCCCCAGCCCUGUACCUGGUUCUUCUGGGCCUUGGCAUCUUGCUCUGUACAAGGUGUCCACGGUGUAGGACCAACCUGGGGAAGGAGGAACAGCCCGUUUAUUGGAAAUGCCUCCUGGAAAUGCCCGUGGUGCUCCUCCUCCUCCUCGCUCACACCCCCUGGGCCUCCCCAUCUGGGAGAGAUUACAGGGGGGUUUUCAGGCAGCCCUUGAGAACAGUUUUUAUGAACUCUGAUUCAGCUUCCGUUUUAAAGCUGAGGAAGCUGAGUCCCAGAGUUUUAAGUUGUUUGGCCCAAAGGGCUCUCCUGCCCGAGGCUCUGGCCAUGCAGCCACAUGACCGGGUGGCAGUCUGGGGUGUCGAGGGUGUUUGGGCCUCAGGUCCACCCCCAGCACCCCCAUUCCAUGGAGAGCCCUCCAGGGUGAUGGGUCUCCCGGGAGUGUACCAUUCAGAGGGUGAUGGGUCUCCUGGGAGUGUACCAUUCAGAGGGUGAUGGGUCUCCCGGGAGUGUACCAUUCAGAGUGAUGCUGCUAUCCCAGGCACGUGUUAGUGCCUAACAGCCUACACAAGUGGAUGCGGAUGAGAAAACUGGCCCAGAGGAGGUCAGGUGACGUCCUCAUGGAACCAGUAUUCCAAGCGCGGACUGCCUGAUCCAAACCUGUAGCCCCACCUACGAUACGAGUGUCUCUGGGAUCUUUGGGCGGGGAUCCAUCCUGUGCUCUUGUCCUCCUGGUAACUCACCCCUGAAGAGAGGGAACUGGUAGCAGAGACCCCAGGGAGCUGAGCAGCCCUUCUUUCCAGUGGUCCUCACUCUGUGGCAGUUUCUGGAGCCUCAGUUCACUCCCCUGGGCAGCUCCAUCAUGAAAACAAAACACCAAAUGCCUUCCCUAAAAUAGAUCAUUGGGGAAGGAAUCUCUGACCAGCAAAGCCCUCGGGCUGUGGGGAUCCAGCAGGUUCUUGCCAUCCUGUACCCCCAACUCUGAGUCCCAGGGGGCCCUGAGCUCCUCUGGGCCAUGGUAUGUAUCACAGGAGGAAGGAGAUGGAGAGUGAGGAGGUAGGGACUAGAGCUGCUUAGGGGCCUUACAGUGUUGUUUCAGGCUUUUUAUUUUUAAAAAAAACAAAAGGAAAUUGGCAAUAUGGACUUUUCUCUUUAGUGAGAAGGAAGAAGCACAAGGGUUAGGACAUUCCUUGAGGUGAUGUCUAGAAUGUCAGAAUGGAAAAACUAAUGCACCAGAGAAAUCAUCCAGCCCCAAUCCCCAUUGUUCACAUGAAGAAGUUGAAGCCCAGAGAGAAUGACACUUAAGAAUGCACAGAGCCAGGGACUGGCAAAGACAAAUUUGCUGGUUCUCAGUCCUUGCCCGUCCCGUUCUCCCAUUGGAGUAGGGCUGGGAGCCUGAACCAAGAGUCCAGGACUGGCUAAAGUACACAAAUCAUGAACUGUGGAUUUUAGCAUUGAAGGGUUGUGGAGUGAGGGGCGGCAGAGCAUGGGGAGGGGAAAUCCUAGUCAGGCCUGCCACCACCUCCGGCACCUUGCUUUAGGUCUUCACAUCUCUAUAAUGGGGAGGCCUGUAUCUCACAGGAUGGCUGUGGGCAUUAACCUAAGAUAGUAAGUGGAAGGUGCCUGUAAGUGCUUACAGUGGAGUGUCCUGUCAGGCUGCUCUGCCCACAGGGGUGACUCUCAGGCACUGAGGUCCCAACAGAGCCCUGGCGCGGAGCAUCAGUUUUGCUUGGGGGGGGGGGGGGGGCAUCUUUUGUUACACUAUUGUGGAGUAGAGUGUAAACCUCAUGUCAAUUAUAAGAUAAAACAGGAUGCCUUGUGAAGUUUUUAUUUUGAACCUAAGUACCCCUCGGGGCUGUGGAGGCGUGUCCUCUCUGUCCUGGUCUCUGGGGGGCUUCAGAGGAUGAGUGUGGGAGGCUGUGCUAUGUCGUUCUGGUCAUGGGGGUGGAGGGGGUAGGAUCCCUACUCUCCCACUGAGUCUCGAGGGUUGUGGGGAACGUCUGCAGCUGUGGCCUACUGCUCUGAGCAAGGUAAGAGGGCCCUGGACCCCAAAAUUAGAAUUGACUGAUAACAGACUUAUAAACAUCAGUUUAGAUACAGUGUUAUUCAGGCCAUCUGCAUUGUUGUGAACUGACCAGUCUGCCCCAUUCACAGUGGUCCUGGAAAACCUUGGGGCUGGAGCAUCCUCCAGGACUACCAUCCAGGCCCUGGAGGGGCUCUCAGGCUCACUGCCCCCAAGAGAGACUUAGGACCAUGCCAGGCGGUUGCGUUUGCCUUCACUUGUCCAAAGGUCUCUUAACAAUCGAACGGCACUCAAGGGGUCAGAGUCCCCUGAUGAGGACGGUAGGAGGAUUGGACUGAAUGGCCACGUGGUGUUAGGGGGAAGAAGCAGAAAGGGCAUCAGAGAGCUGUGUCUUCAGUCCACCCCUCCUUGACUGUGGCUUUAGACAAGUGAUGUUACCUCUCCAGACCUUGGCUGCCUACAAGAGGGAGGUUCUUUGCUUCCUAAGUGUGUUUGCCUCCCUGAUGUGCUUGCAGAUUGAUUUUUUUCUUUCAUGUUUCCCUUGGUUAAGAGCCCACCCAGCCUUCUGUUGACUACAUCCUUUGAAAAUCUGAGGUCAUCAGGGGGUUCCUCCUAUAGCCAUAAAAGUUUAUAGAUCACUCUUCUUCAGUAAGAACUCUUUGUCAAAAAAAAUUUUUUUUUCAUGUUUUAAAGAAUUUUUAUCAGAGUAUAGUUUAUGUAAAAUGCUGUAUUAGGGACUUGUCUGGUGGUCCCGUGGUUAAGACUCCAUGCUUCCACUGCAGCACUGCAGGAGGCAUGGGUUCAGUCCCUGGUCAGGGCACUAAGAUCCUGCAUGCAACAUAGUGCAACUAAAAAUAAAAAAGUG